This is a messenger RNA of Rotaria sordida, 2137 nucleotides long. The record is from the annotation of a GenBank genome assembly. Lineage: Eukaryota; Metazoa; Rotifera; Eurotatoria; Philodinida; Philodinidae.
AUGACUAAACGAGCUACUAUAUCACCAAAAGAAACUGAAAAAGUGCGUGUAUUAGCUCGCACGAGAAGUACUGAAAUACGCGCUGCUUAUGCACCGAAACAAAGUCGAGCAACAGCAAGCAGUGGCUCGUAAGAGAAAACAUCUUCGGAAAAAUCUGUAAGCACAAACGGUUACUGAUAGAAACAAAAAUCCUAAAAGUAGUGACACUGAAUAACCAAAACCUAUUGAAAUGGACUGCACGAUUAACUGCUCAAAAAACUCCAGUCAACAUAUGUCGAUGAGUUCUCUAGCAGAGAAUAUUUGUGGCAUUUGUAAUGUUCGUUGCUAUAAGAGUGACCUCUGACACAUACCCUUGUGCGAAAUUCCAUCGACUGAAUUGAUUAGAGUACAUAAUGAUCUUUAUGACAUAAUUUCUAUUAUGCAACGAAUGAGCAAGUUCCAUUCAAAAGAUAAGUUUAACAAGAAUGACGAUCUUAGUUUAUCUUUCGGUCGAGACGAAAGAGAAGCAGCUGGAUCAUUGUAACACUUAGACUAGCAAGACUAAUCAGAUUUCUUUUUAUUAUAGAUAUGAAUAUAAAAUCAUCAAUGGAUGAUCAAUCGUUUACUUGGGUAAACAGUAUAUUUCUCUAUAAAGCAAGGAGUCAUAAAGCUUUUGAUAAAAAGAGACAAUCUUCUGUAUAAUGCGACAUUUGUACAAAAUGUUGGCAGUUCGUGGUGAAAGCAAAAAUACGCAAGUUUUCAGCUGCCAAUAAAAUAUAAAGGGGAGAUGUGACAAAAAAUUACAAGGAUUAACCAUUCCCGAGCAAAGACUUAUUGCUCUCUACCAACACAAUAGCUGCAUUGUGAAAUUAUAUUCGUCUUUUCACUCGAUAAGCAUAGCUCAAUCAACUUUAAAAGGCAACUGCAUAAGCUUUCCUCAAGAUACUAUUAACAUAGCUACUACUCUGCCAUUAGAAUUAGAUGAUCUAUGUGAUUCUCUAAAAAUUAUUUUUGUUAAUUGUCGCACUCCACAAAGAAGUCAACUAAAAAAAUAUUUUGACUGUUCGAAAAACAAAGGUUUCUGAUGCACUUAAAUGACUUAGUCCAAACAAUCUACUCCAUCGAUAUGUUACAUUUAAUCAAUCAACACUCAAUAAAUUAUUUGAGAAUGAUGCCCCAGAGUGUUCCUGGACAACAAUGGAAAUUUCCGCUGAGGUGAAAGCGGUUGAAAACGAAAGGACAUCUUAUAUUCUUAACCCUCUGAUCAAUGCAUCUGAGUCCAACACGACAACAGCUAUACCAAUAACUGCGAGGUAAAGCAAAAAGGCAUUGAUAUUUGUAUCUACCACUGCUUGUAUUGUAGUGUUAUCUUGCAUGUUAACGGCACCAAAAUUUCGUUUGAUGACUUUGUUGAACAUCUUUUAGAAUGAAUAAAGGUACAAAUUGGUCAUAAAACGCUGGAAAAAGACAUCGAGGAAAACGUUGAACAAGAUACUCUGUACAUAAUUCUUCAUGGUAACAAACCGGCCAAUGAAUAUUCUAAUCCAAAUCUUUUAUUGGGUAUAUUUCUUACAUUUUUUCCGUAUGGAUGUGAUACACUUGAAGAUUACUCUCGACCAGCCCAAAUUAAUUUUUGUGAGCAUCUUAGAUAUCUUCUUUCGUACGGAGAUCAUCGUUUUGAAGAACACUACUCAUCCAUAUUUGUUGUCUUCAAUAUUUUACAACGCCGAAUCGCGUGCUUCCAUGCCCAAUUAAUAACAUCAAGGCCGUACUUUCAGCAAUCCGCACAACUUCUUGAAUUAUUGAGUUCUGAAGAUGUAACAACGGCCCUUGUCAACAUCUCAAAAGCGUCUUAUUCCAAAGUUACUAAUGAAAGAAUAAAUACGCUCAUGAAGCAUAUCAAAGUGGUUGGUGGUCAUGUUAUGGAUUCAGUUCAUUCGCGGUCGACUCUUCGUACGAAAAUUCAUUCUUUGUGUUUUAAUCUCGGUCUUCCAACUCUCUUCCUACCAAUCAAUCCAGCCGACAUACAUAGUCCAGUGGCAUUUAUUUUGCAGGUGUUGAUCCAAAUCUUGACAAAGUUCUGCCAGAAGUGUUGGGCACAAGUUAUGAAUAUGCUCAAAUUAUCGCAACACAUCCUAUUGCUACUGCAAAGCUCCUU